This is a messenger RNA of Paramecium octaurelia, 735 nucleotides long. The record is from the annotation of a GenBank genome assembly. Lineage: Eukaryota; Ciliophora; Oligohymenophorea; Peniculida; Parameciidae.
AUGAAAAUUUUUCUGAUGCUUUCUCUAAACUUUAUCCUAACAUUGCAACAAAUGGGAGGAGGAGGAGGAGGAGGAGGAGGUGGAGGAGGCGGUGGGAGUGGUAGCAUCGGAGGUUCUGAUUACUAUAGUUCUAGUAAUAACGAGGAUUGUUCAGAUAGUUGUUGGAUUCCUAUUGUUACAGUUUUCUCCUCAAUCCUUGUAUUUUUUAUUAGUUUUCGAUGUUAUAAAUCUGGUUAUUUAAGAUUUGAUUGUAUGAAAAUUAGAAAUUCAAAAAAAUGGUUGCUUCAAAAUUUCAUUUCUGAAGGUAAUACAUCUACAAGAGAUGAAUUGUUAUAUGGCUUAGAAUUACUUUAAAAUUGUAAUUGGAAUAUGACUUAUUUUCAAAAGGGAUGGAAGAACAUAAAAUUAAUUGAAAAGGAAUUUAAAAUAAACUAUAGUUAAGAGCUAAACAAAUAUUACAUAGAUGUCAAAUUUAGAGCUCAUGAUUCAGUUGGAGAAUCAACUUAUAUUGGCCAUAUUAAAUAAAAUUAGAAUGAAUGGAGGAUACUCAUGAUUAAAACUUAUGACGAUAGAAUUAAAGCACAAUAAUUUGGUGAUUAUGCGAUCUUGAUUUAUGAUGGAGUAACUCUUUAGCUUCCUCAUGGAUUUAAUGGAAGGUGGUAUUUCUAUGAAGCUUCUUCAUCACAUGGAGAUUGGAAAUGGUAAGGAUAGGAUUAAGAAGAAAUAUAAUUAUGA